Aspergillus welwitschiae is the source of this 1677-nucleotide messenger RNA. Its product is annotated as Hsp70 family protein. The record is from RefSeq and is a predicted model, not a curated record. NCBI's taxonomy places the organism in Eukaryota, Fungi, Ascomycota, Eurotiomycetes, Eurotiales, Aspergillaceae. The coding region runs from base 1 to 1677 and encodes 558 amino acids. The transcript is spliced from 6 exons.
AUGGCGUCACGAAGACGGGCAAUUCUGACCUAUUGGGACCCAAACCAAGGGGCAGUCUGCGAGUGGUCGCCGCCAGAUGCUCCAGAUGACGAUCCGGUGACUCCCUCGGUGUUGGCUUUCAAGAAUAACAGGGCGUCGUCUUGGGGACACUCGGCGGUACGAGACCGCAACCGGGUCUCGUGGACGAAAUUGUGUGUAGAGGGUGCGCCGGUUGUACCUGUCGAUAGCCUCGACCUCAAGGCUCUUCUCGGGGAUGAAGGCUUCAAGAGGAGGGAUCGUAGGCAGGUAGAACGUGUGAUACGUGAAUAUUUAACGUUCAUACGUGAAGCCUUCUGCAGGGAUGAGAACGUCAGGCAACUGCAACGAGCCCAGAACCUACCGCACAUAGACUGGCACUUUUCGAUGCCAGCUUGUUGGACGGCGGAAGGGGUCCGCACCAUGAGGUCGGCUGUAGAGGGUGCCGGCUACCUCGACAACGACGGGGCCAUAUUCUACUGUUCCGAGGCGAUGGCCGCUGCUAUCGCCGUGUCAUACAGAAUCAGAGCCGACGUCGCCAAGGUAGGGGACAGGCUCCUUGUGUGCGAUGUCGGUGGGGCGACUACUGAUUUUGCUACCUUCGAAAUCACGGCGGCGCAUCCAUUCCACGGCUGGCAGAUGUCCUUUCGCCAGGUUGCCCAGGAUAGCACCGCUGAUUGUGCUAACCCUUUCGUCGAGCAACGGUUAUUGCAGCACCUGCGUGAUUCCCUUGGCCUGCCUCUCGGGUCUGGGGAGGUGGCCCGCCUUUCCGUAGAAGCUGCUCGAACGGCAAAAGAACGUUUCAACGGGCUCGAUGACACAGAGGUCUCCCUCACCCUUGGUGACAAAUACCUUGAUCAGUAUUAUAACGGGGAGUGCAAUGACUUCUACCGGGACAGAGAGGUAUUUUGUUUCCGCAGGCAAGUACUUAUGGAGAGUCUGGACCCUGUCGUCAAUCACAUCGUGAGCCAAAUGAUACACCACAUCGGGGAAAAUGGCGCCAACAGAGUGGCCAUCGUCGGUGGCUUAAGCUGCUCACCAUACCUGCGAAGCAGACUUGAGUCUCAUCUCAGGAAUAACCCCGAGGUCAGUCAGCUGCUGCCUGUCAACUACCUCCAGGGUAAAGAUGCUAUGGCCAUCGUCUCCUACGGUCUGACUAUCAAGGGGGGCACCAUUCCCCACCCCAUACAGUACCAAAGCGAAUGGGGGUAUGAGAUUCUCUACCCCUUCAGUCAGCAGCUGGGGACAAACCUAGUCGACCGUCGGCACUAUCGUGUGACUGCUAUACGUGUGGACCAAGGCCGCGUUGAUGUGCCCGCUCAAGGUAAUGUACCAUUCCGACUCAGUAUACGAGAUGGUAUCCCUGUGGAUGAGAUUAGCAUCAGGCCAUGCAAUGGGAAUGGCUACGAUAAGAAAGUUGGCUCCACUAUCCUUGCCAUUUCCUUCCACAGCAAUCUCCAUGCUGGCCAAUCUCCAGAUGGGGCUAUCCGCUAUUUCGACGUCGAGGCGUCCUGGGUGCUAAAUCAAGGCGUCCACCUGGAUCUACGCUGGGAUUUCAUGGUGGUGCCCCGUGCUGAAGGAGCGGCGCGAGUGCAUGUCGGAACCAUCACUCAUUUGGUGGACCAUAUGACCCCCCGCUGGGAGAGACACGUUGCGCAGUAG